Mesorhabditis spiculigera is the source of this 1164-nucleotide messenger RNA. NCBI's taxonomy places the organism in Eukaryota, Metazoa, Nematoda, Chromadorea, Rhabditida, Rhabditidae. The record is from the annotation of a GenBank genome assembly.
AUGGACACUAUACUCAGCACUCCGAUAACUUGGUCCAUGAUUGAAGCGGAUCUCAAAAAAGCCCUAUCAACCUCUGCGAUUUUCGGGUCGGCCAAGAAAGCCGAAGCAUUUGGGAAGGGAUGCUCGUUCCUGUCCAAAACCGUCCUCCUUACAUUUGACUGGCAAGGUUGCGGUAGCCAAGAACUACCGGAAACAGCCCUCCUGAAAGUCUGCCAACGACAACCUCAGGAAGAGCGAGGAACCGACAUCUUUGACAGCAGUUUGCUAAACGACAACGAGUUGCUGCUAUACACGGAGACGGUCAAGGCAUUACCACCUAAUUUUCCGAUUCCACGAUACUACUGUGGACGGUUGUAUUCAAAGGAGUUGGAAGCCGGUUACGUGCUGAUCGAAUUCGUAGCCAACGCGUCACUUUGUCAUUUGGUGCACAACGUCCAGUUUGACGGCGUGCUCGAGGUGGUCGGCUGGUUGGCAGAGAUGGCGGUGUACAGCAUUAAAAACCCGGAAAAAUUGGCGCUGGCCAAGACGGUUGACGCAAAUGAUGAAUGUCUCAAGGAUUUUACAAGACUAGAGAUCUCGCUGGCUCGCUACGAUAAGAUGGAAGCCCAUUUCCCGGAUCUGAAAGAAGAUAUCGACUAUUUUCGCGUGAAAACCCGUGAGGUCCUUAAGGAUUUUGAUACGCUACAAACGUUGCGAGACAAGAUUUCUAACGUGAAGCUGAUUUGCCAUGGGGACCCGUGGCCGCCAAAUCUCUUAUGGAAACGUGGCGCAAACGGCAAUUUCCAUGUGUUCAAGUUUGUCGAUUGGCAGCUAUUCCAUAUCGGCACGCCCUGCUGGGACCUGACGCUGUUUUUGUUCGGCUGUAUGGCACCCGAGGAUUACGAUAGAAUUCCGGACGCGAUCCGGCAUUAUUACGAUUUGAUCACUGCGCGUGUGGGUUACAAAAAUCCAUGGGAUAAUGUUGAGCAGCUUUUGACGGAAUUCGAGAAAAUCUUUGCCUGGCUGAUACUCAUGCUCCUUCCGAUGAACGUCGGGAUGCUGGGGAGUUGCAUGGAAGCGCUUAACGAGGUCGACGAAGGCCGCAUCGCUGAAUACGGCCGCCUUCUUGACGCAAAAAUGCGACGCCUCAGUGAGGAGACCAAAAAAUAUUUGCUCAAAUGGUAU